Messenger RNA from Desarmillaria tabescens, 2671 nucleotides. RefSeq lists its product as uncharacterized. Gene Ontology annotation, molecular function: protein binding. Bases 391 to 2469 code for a protein of 692 amino acids. The transcript has 14 exons. The record is from RefSeq and is a predicted model, not a curated record. Lineage: Eukaryota; Fungi; Basidiomycota; Agaricomycetes; Agaricales; Physalacriaceae.
GGUUUAAGUCUUUCAUUACCGCCACCACUGCCUCCGGAGUUCUACCUUCGCCUCGUUUGUUCGUUCUUCACACGUGCUACUACACGCCUUAAGCGUAAGCUUGAACUCGGUUGUUUCGCAUCUUGGUUGCUUGUUGGAUACUAUCGUACGCUUGGGCCUCGUCAUGCGACGGCGUGAUCCAGAAAUAAUGUUCAUCGGUAGAGGUCACUCUCUGAUAGAUGUCGACAACGACGCGGUCGAUCUCACUGGACGAAGGAUGAAGACAAAUCGAGAGACCGUCAACUUCAGGUCGAGUAAUGAUAUACCGAGCACCAUCAAUCCCAGCAUAUCAAACGUCCAGACUCCCCUGCGUACGGUGAGACUCGGCUUCAUUAUUGACUCACCACAGUAAUGUCAAUAUUCCAAUGGUUCAAGAAACGGCCAUCUGAACAUGUCGCCUCUGACUCGAGGAAGCGCCCGAGGUCCACAACCGCUCCAUUGCCUGGAGCAGAAGGGUCCAAGGACAAACCUUUUGUUUUGUUGAGCGACGACGACGACGAUGAACUGCCAGCAUUCUCCAUAUCACAGUCCCCAACCAAACCUGUUGUGGCUUCAACUUCUCGUUCUCAGAAACACACACCCCAGCCUUCGUCAUCAUCGCACCAUAAAGUAGCCCAACCUGCCAAGCGACCAACGGCACCAGCGAAGCAUCUGAAAUAUGUUCCCAAGCUUGCCAUGCCUUCGCAAGACGACUGCAGAAACCUCCCGCGCUCACCAGGAAAGCCAAUCACAAAGAUUGUCGCGUAUCAGAAACGCUCUACUCAAUCCUCCGUGCCAUUGCAUCGUCAAUCUAAUGAACCAGACAAUGUCGAGGACGAGUACGUCAAAGGGACGUGGACGAAUCCAAACAUCUGGGCUCGUAUCCGAGCCAAGUCGGGAGGAGACGACUCUGGUGCUUUUGAGCCUUUUGCAAGCCUCGAAUCAGCACCAAAGAGGCUGCCUCCUUGUGAGCGGCGUCUGCGUCUAACGAAUCGGCCGUUUCAGUCUCAAGCUGUUCCUCGUGCACCACCAAACGAAAGACCGUAUAUUUGGGAUAUAUUAAAGGAUACCGAGAUAGCCAUUCCCUCGCGACGCGCACGGCAUCCGCACAAAUUCGCCCUUGAAGGGAAAGGGCCUGCUAGACGCACUUUGCCUUAUGGAAGCAUUACGCAGAGGUGGCAUUAUGCUGCGGCCGGACCUAUAAAUAAGAUUAUACAACACAAAGGCUGCAUCGCCGCUUGUAGUGCUACAGCUGGUGGGAGUGCCGGAGAGACGGACUGUACGUAUAAUAAGAGCGGUGCACUACUUUUGUGGUGUCAAGACGAGCAUAUAACGCUGAAGGUAGAGCGUGAUCCAGAUGAGGAGGAUGAAGAGCACGAGGAUUAUACUGAGCAUUAUUGGCGAUGUCAAGAUGGUUUCAAGAGAGUGCUUGAGAAACAUGGAACCUCGGAGGGUAGACAGGUUGAAUAUGAGUACAGCAAUAAUCCAAACCGUUUGAAUGGUUGGAAACCAAACUAUCUGUACAAGUAUUUUUCUGUCAAUGACAUCGCAUUCGAUCCGAAAAGUCAAUGUUUUGCGUCUUCUGGAGAAGACACAAAUGUACGUUUGUGGCCGUUCAGCUCGGAUAUACAAGGAGAACAGCUGCGAACAACUAUUUCCAAAUUGUGGAUUUACACGGACAUAUUCUCCGAAUCUCGCCGACACGAAGAGCUUUCAAUUGCAGAUAGGCAACCAGGUCGUCAUACAGUGGGUGCAUUCGUUUGGGGGAGAGGUCCGACGGCCAAUUGCAUCUUUGCCUCGUCCGAACCGCUUGGUAACUCUUUAACCGGUGUUGGCUACCAUAAAACAUGGAAUCCGUAUGACGACUCUGAUCCCAUAUACGAGUUUGAUGAUGCUCAGGAAGCCGGGGAUGCGAUGUCAAUUAAUUCAGAAGGAUCAUGGCUAGCGCUCUUCACAGCCGGUGAACCCGAUAGGCAUCUUCGACUUUACGAUAUUCGCAACCGCCAUAAUAGAGCCUCUAAGCAUAUUAUACUUGAUCAACCUAAUGCUGGUCGAGCCGAUCUCGAGGUCAAUUGUGCAUCCUUCAGCCCAGAUGGUCGUUUCUUGGCCGUGUCUAGAAAUGACAACAAGACUCACAUUUACGAUCUCCGAAUGCUAGACAAGGGUGCAAUGAUUUCAUUUGGUGUUGUCUAUUCGGAGUGGGUGACUCAGAAUUCGAAUGGCAGGAUGGCUUUGAUUACAGGUGGCGAAGAUGGAAUGGUGCGCAUGUGGGACCCUACAGUCUCUUCGAACGAUGGAACUGUUCUCGUCGAGAUGAACUCGGACAUAGCGCAUUUCAGUAUCGGCGAUCGAUUGAAGGGAGAGUAUGAUUUGGUAGUAGGCGAUGCGCAGGGUAUAGUUGCAGCGUUUGAUACUCAUGCCAGUCAUUUUGAGAAGAUUGAGACGAUUUAGGAUCUUUCCACUUAGUAUGUAUGUCGUGUCGUAUGCAUCUGUAACAUAUCAUGUUGUGUUCUAUUUCUUAAACUACUUACGUUCAGUUCCUAGUACAAAUUUUGAACCUGAGCUUACUAGUCAAGGUGAACCUCGGAAGUAAAUGGUUCCGCUGGUUGCCAUGAGACGUACCGAAGCAGGGUCGACUGUAUAGAAUAUCUUG